GCGUAGUAAUCUUCAGGGGAGGAUCCUACCAAAUGUAGUAGGGACUGGCGCGCGCGGCGCCAAGCGAACCCCCCUCUGUCCCAGCGGUCACUGGCCGGGUGGCAGCAGCUGCUGCAGCCGCAACUGCUCGAGUCCCUGCCGCGGCUCGGGUUUCCUCCCUCCUCCAGCAUCUAGGGACAGACGGGUGAAAACCUUGCUCAAGUUAGCUGCAAGUACUUUCUUUAUACUUAAAACUGGGGGUCUGGAGACGCAUUGGGACUUAUCUCCUUUCCCGCGUCUCUGCCUUUGAGCCUGAACCAACACCGCUAAGUAUCCCACUUCUGGGACGCUGUUCGGAAGCUAACGGCGCUAUUUGGAACAGAAUUUGUUUCUCAGCUGGCUUUCGUAAAAAUUCGGAGAAAGGGUUGCGCUGUGAAUCUCAGGAUCUCGGGACCGGGUGAUGAACAUGAAUCUGACUCAUCAUUAACGAUAAGGAAUCUAAAAAUUUAAUGACUUGGGACAGGUUGCUCUUCAGGAGAAAAAAUGGUUAUUUCUUUGAACUCAUGCCUGGGCUUUAUCUGUUUACUGUUCUUCCACUGGAUCAGAACAACAUCACCCUUGAAUCUUGAAGAUCCUAAUGUGUGUAGCCACUGGGAAAGCUACUCAGUGACUGUGCAAGAGUCAUACCCACAUCCUUUUGAUCAAAUUUACUACACAAGCUGUACUGACAUUUUGAACUGGUUUAAAUGCACACGGCACAGAAUCAGUUAUCGAACUGCCUAUCGACAUGGAGAAAAAACUAUGUACAGGCGCAAAUCUCAAUGUUGUCCUGGAUUUUAUGAAAGCAGAGAAAUGUGUGUCCCCCACUGUGCUGAUAAAUGUGUCCAUGGUCGCUGCAUUGCUCCAAACACCUGUCAGUGUGAGCCUGGCUGGGGUGGGAUCAACUGCUCCAGUGCCUGUGAUGGUGAUCACUGGGGGCCCCACUGCAGCAGCCGAUGCCAGUGCAAAAACAAGGCUCUUUGCAACCCCAUCACGGGGGCUUGCCACUGUGCUGCAGGCUUCCGGGGUUGGCGCUGUGAGGACCGCUGUGAGCAGGGCACCUACGGUAAUGACUGUCAUCAGAGAUGCCAAUGCCAGAAUGGAGCCACCUGUGACCAUGUCACGGGGGAGUGCCGCUGCCCACCAGGAUACACCGGAGCCUUCUGUGAGGAUCUUUGUCCCCCUGGCAAACAUGGUCCACAGUGUGAGCAGAGAUGUCCCUGCCAGAAUGGAGGAGUAUGUCAUCAUGUUACAGGAGAAUGUUCCUGUCCUUCCGGCUGGCUGGGCACAGUGUGUGGUCAACCUUGCCCUGAGGGUCGCUUUGGAAAGAACUGUUCUCAAGAAUGUCAGUGCCAUAAUGGAGGGACAUGUGACGCCACCACAGGCCAAUGUCAUUGUGGUCCAGGAUACACAGGGGAACGAUGCCAGGACCAGUGUCCCGUUGGCAUGUAUGGAGUUCGCUGUGCUGAGACCUGCCAGUGUGUGAAUGGAGGAAAGUGCUACCACGUGAGCGGCACGUGCCUCUGCGAAACCGGCUUUGCUGGCGAGCGCUGUGAGGCCCGGCUGUGUCCCGACGGGCUCUAUGGCAUCAGAUGUGACAAGCGGUGCCCCUGCCACCUGGACAACACUCUCAGCUGUCACCCCAUGUCUGGAGAGUGUGCUUGCAGACCGGGCUGGUCAGGACUCUACUGUAAUGAGACAUGUUCUCCCGGAUUCUACGGGGAAGCUUGCCAACAGAUCUGCAGCUGCCAGAAUGGAGCUGAUUGUGACAGUGGGACCGGAAAGUGCACCUGUGCCCCAGGAUUCAAAGGAAUUGAUUGCUCUACCCCAUGUCCACUGGGAAGCUAUGGGAUAAACUGUUCCUCUCUCUGUGGCUGUAAAAACGAUGCUCUCUGCUCUCCUGUGGAUGGGUCCUGUACUUGCAAAGCAGGCUGGCACGGGGUGGACUGCUCCAUCAGCUGUCCCAGUGGCACCUGGGGCUUCAGCUGUAACUUAACCUGCCAGUGCCUCAACGGGGGAGCCUGCAACACCCUGGAUGGGACCUGCACAUGUGCACCUGGAUGGCGUGGGGAGAAAUGUGAACUUCCUUGCCAGGAUGGCACAUACGGGCUCAGCUGUGCCGAGCGCUGUGACUGCAGCCAUGCAGAUGGCUGUCACCCCACCACGGGCCAUUGUCGCUGCCUCCCUGGAUGGUCAGGUGUCCACUGUGACAGUGUGUGUGCUGAGGGACGCUGGGGUCCCAACUGCUCCUUACCCUGCUACUGUAAAAACGGAGCUUCGUGCUCCCCUGAUGAUGGCAUCUGUGAGUGCGCGCCAGGAUUCCGAGGCACCACUUGUCAGAGAAUCUGCUCGCCUGGUUUCUAUGGGCAUCGCUGCAGCCAGACCUGUCCACAGUGUGUGCAUAGCAGUGGACCCUGCCACCACAUCACCGGCCUGUGUGACUGCUUGCCUGGUUUCACUGGCGCCCUCUGCAAUGAAGUGUGUCCCAGUGGCAGAUUUGGGAAGAAUUGUGCAGGAAUUUGUACUUGUACCAACAAUGGAACUUGUAACCCCAUUGACAGAUCUUGUCAAUGUUACCCUGGUUGGAUCGGCAGUGACUGCUCUCAGCCUUGUCCACCUGCCCACUGGGGCCCGAACUGCAUCCACACGUGCAACUGCCACAAUGGAGCCUUCUGCAGUGCCUACGACGGGGAAUGUAAAUGCACUCCUGGCUGGACAGGCCUUUACUGCACUCAGAGGUGUCCACUGGGGUUUUAUGGAAAGGACUGUGCCUUGAUAUGCCAGUGCCAAAAUGGAGCUGACUGUGACCACAUCUCCGGGCAGUGUACUUGCCGCACAGGGUUCAUGGGAAAGCACUGUGAGCAGAAGUGCCCUGCAGGUACAUAUGGCUAUGGCUGUCGCCAGAUAUGUGACUGUCUGAACAACUCUACUUGUGACCACAUCACUGGGACCUGUUAUUGCAGCCCGGGAUGGAAGGGGGCUCGAUGUGAUCAAGCUGGUGUUAUAAUAGUUGGAAAUCUGAACAGCCUAAGCCGCACCAGUACGGCUCUGCCUGCUGACUCCUACCAGAUCGGGGCCAUUGCGGGUAUCAUCAUUCUUGUCCUAGUUGUUCUUUUCCUCCUGGCGUUGUUCAUUAUUUAUAGACACAAGCAGAAGGGAAAGGAAUCAAGCAUGCCAGCAGUUACCUACACCCCUGCCAUGAGGGUCAUGAAUGCAGACUAUGCCAUUUCAGAAACCCUGCCUCACAGCAAUGGUGGGAAUGCCAACAGCCAUUACUUCACCAAUCCCAGUUACCACACCCUUACCCAGUGUGCCACUUCUCCACAUGUCAACAACAGGGACAGGAUCACCAUUGCAAAGUCCAAAAACAAUCAACUGUUUGUGAAUUUGAAAAAUGUGAAUCCAGGCAAGAGGGGUCCAUUAGUGGACUGCACAGGUACUCUGCCCGCGGACUGGAAACAUGGUGGCUACCUCAACGAGCUCGGUGCUUUUGGACUUGACAGAGGUUACAUGGGAAAAUCCUUGAAAGACCUGGGAAAGAAUUCUGAAUAUAACUCAAGUAACUGCUCCCUGAGCAGUUCUGAAAACCCUUACGCCACAAUUAAAGACCCACCUGUACUCAUCCCCAAAAACUCAGAGUGUGGCUAUGUGGAGAUGAAGUCGCCAGCACGGAGAGAUUCCCCGUAUGCAGAGAUCAACAACACAACUUCAGCCAACAAGAAUGUUUAUGAAGUUGAACCUACAGUCAGUGUUGUCCAAGGAAUAUUCAGCAAUACUGGACAUCUCACCCAGGAUCCAUACGACCUCCCAAAGAACAGUCACAUCCCUUGCCAUUAUGACCUGCUGCCAGUUCGAGACAGUUCAUCCUCCCCCAAGCCAGAGGAUGGUGGUGGCAGCAGUACAAGUAGCAACAGCAGUGAAUGACACCAAAGGACCACUGGGUAGCCACUGGAACCCCUUCUAGAACUGAAGUUCAGUUCAUUUCCAUCCUCAAGUUUGCCACCUCCCAUGAAUGUUAAUCUACUUGGUAGGCAGUUGUUGGAUGUGAACCAGAAGGCGCAAAACUCACUGACUAUAGGUCCUGUUUGUGCAGUUGGUAUGGAAGGAGAUUAUCAAUGUAAUUUCUCCUUCCUGAUAGUUUUAGAACUGUACCCGUGAAGCAUGACUUAUUGUAAAAUCUUGACUAAAAGCAUGACUUGCAGCACUCCUUCGGAGAAACGGGUUGUGAUGGAUAUUGGUAUUAUUGCUUGAAAAAUUAAAUUUCAAAUAUUUUCUUGCUCAUUUAGUUAGCAUAGCUGUACCUAGGAUUGUGCAGUUUACCAUUAAAUUUACUUUAAGUGUGAAUCAUUAAACAUGUACAAGGAGAGGUGCACACUACUGAGUCUGUAGUGUGCUAGACUCAAAGAAGUACAGAGAUAAUACACAACCCAGGAAGAAACAGUCUUUCAAGUGGCACAGUAAAAGACUUUGAGUAAAAUCUAGAAGUGGGUAGCAAAUUUAAAUAUGAAAAUUUUAAACCUUUUUCUUUUUAGAAUAAAGACAUGUAUAAUUAGAAUUACUUUUAGGAAUACUAGAAUUACUGCAGGGAUGAGAAUACAGAUGUGCCAAGCAGAGGUGACUCUUCUUUCUGUUUGACCCUAAGCCCCCUCUAAAUCUAUGUUGCCAUCAUUCUGACCACUGGCUCCAUCAUACACAUUCUCCACUUGAGAUCCAUAGCAUAUCAGUUAUUAUUUCAUCAAUAGAAAAAUGGAUAAUUUUAUUUUUGACAGACUGGAUUGAAUGAGUGUAUAAUGAUAGGAAAAAGUUGUAAAUUUUAAGUGCAAGAAGACGCUUAAGUUUUGUAAGCCAUUAGUAGUACAUGCUGUAAUAUAGAAUUAGCAGACUUUUUUGAUUAAUUUUUCCCUAGAAGUAACUGAAUAUUUUUGUGCAUAUUUGAGAAGAGGGCACUUUCCUUUUAUUAAUUGUUGGUUUAGAGAAACUAUGCUUAAGCUGGUCUUUUGCAUUGCUAAUAUGACAUGUACCCAUUUUUUCAUUAAUUUGUAUUUUCAUUUUUAAGAUGUAUAUGCUAUGUUUUGUAGUGUUUGUAUUGUUAAUGAAAAAUAUAUGUUCAUUGUUUCUUGUAUUAUCGACACUUAUCUUUUUGCGUGAUCAAAAUGCAUUGUUCUUUUUGCUUUUGGAAGGAAAUGAAAAAUAUAUCAUUCAAAUGAACUGAAAGUGGUUAUUACUAAAAUAGUACAAUAACUGUAGGUGAUAACUUAAAAUUGAAAUAGAGAUGCUUUUUCAUAUUCCAAAGUGGAAUUCCUUUUGAUCUGUGGGUUCCCUGAGUCUGUGUUAAACCAGAGAAAAUGGAUGCUGAGAGCAACUGUUGCUGACUAAGUACCAUAGACUGAUCUUACUGAAGGUCAUCAUUAGGGUGAUCAUGUAAUUGACUAUCCAAACUGGGGAAUGAUUGAAUGUAAAUGGAGUCUUUUUUAAUAACUUAUCUGCUGUGUGUUCCAGCAGCUGAGAACAAAUGGUCAUUUUAUGUGUACUCACACAUUAACAUUUUUACUCCAAGCUAGUUUUUUUAUAAGAAUGCUGAUAUGAUGCAAGAAAGCCAGUUUCUA
Messenger RNA from Condylura cristata (star-nosed mole), 5624 nucleotides. It is a transcript of the gene MEGF10, whose product is annotated as multiple EGF-like-domains 10. Gene Ontology annotation, molecular function: scavenger receptor activity; protein binding. The record is from RefSeq and is a predicted model, not a curated record. The transcript has 26 exons. Lineage: Eukaryota; Metazoa; Chordata; Mammalia; Eulipotyphla; Talpidae. Bases 523 to 3942 code for a protein of 1139 amino acids.